AUGGCCGCCCUCGAGGACUACAACCCGGACCGCAGCGGCUCUGACGGCUCGGACGGCACCGCCACGGCCACGGAAGGCAUCACCGCCGAACCCCUGGCGCUGAUGGACCCCGACCACGGUCUCGUCGGCUGGGACUCGCUCGACGACCCGGCCAACCCGCGCAACUUCUCCGCUUGGAAAAAAUCCUACAUUAUGACCAUGAUGGGCAUCAUCUCGACCCUCAGCCCGCUGGCCUCGUCCAUGGUCGCCCCCGGCAUCGCUGCAACCAUGGCCGAGCUGCACGAGUCCUCGGAGAUUGUCGGCUCCUUCAUGGUCACCAUCUAUGUCCUUGGCUACGCCAUUGGCCCGCUGUUCUUGGGUCCUCUGAGCGAAGUGUACGGCCGCUACCCUGUCGUCAUUCUAGCCACCUGGUUCUUCGAUGCCUGGCUGCUCGGCGGCACCCUCGCGCCCUCGAUGCCCGCCCUCAUUGUCAUGCAACUGUUUGCCGGCAUCGGCGGCUCGGCCGUCAUGACCAUUGCGCCGGCCAUGGUGGCGGACCUGUUCCCCGUCGAGAAGCGCACCUUCACCAUGUCCCUCAUCACCAUGGCCCAGAGCGUCGGCCCUGCCAUCGGCCCCAUCUGCGGCGGCUUUAUCGUCGAGUACCUCAACUGGCGCUGGACCUACUGGCUGCUGUUGAUUGUCACGGGCGCCACCAAUGCCGGCCUUACUCUGUAUAUGCCCGAGACGUACGCGCCCCGCGUCCUCCAGAAAAAGGCGGCCCGCAUGCGCAAGUCCUCGGGCCGGGCCGACCUCUACCCUCUGCUCAACCGCAAGACGAGCACGCGCGACGUCCUGCUGCGCAGCAUCAUCCGCCCUAUCAAGUUGCUGACGCGCUCGGCCAUUGCAUCACUGCUGUCCUUUUACAUUGCCACCAUGUACGGCAUGUUGUACCUCAUGUUUACCACCAUCCCGGCCGUCUUUGGUGAUUUGUACGGCUGGAACGUCUCCGUCGCCGGGCUCGCCUAUGCUCCGUUCGGCAUCGGCAUGAUUCUUGGCCUCGCUCUCAUCAUGGCCACAAACGACCGCACCAUUGCCAAGCUCACAAAACAAAACAAUGGCGUCUACGAACCCGAAAUGCGCCUGCCCCAUUGCGUCUACUACGCCGCCUGCGUCCCCAUUUCCUUGUUCUGGUAUGGCUGGUCCACCCAGGAACGAGUCCACUGGUCCUGUCCCGUCAUCAGCCUCUUGUUCUUUGGUAUUGGUAUCAUUGGCAUCUUUAUCCCCGUCGUCACCUAUUUGGUCGACGCCUUCACGCCCUUUGCCGCCUCGGCCGUCGCCGCCAACCGGACCGCCAUGUCUAUUAUGGGCGCGUUUCUGCCUCUCGCCGGCGCGCCCCUCUAUGCCGCCCUCGACUACGGCGGCGGCAACACCGUGCUGGCCGUCAUUGCACUGGUGAUGACGCCCCUGCCCGUUGUUUUCUACAAGUACGGUGCCACCACCCGGCGGCGGUGGCCGGUGGAGUUGUAA
Messenger RNA from Sporothrix brasiliensis 5110, 1506 nucleotides. RefSeq names its product MFS multidrug transporter. The record is from RefSeq and is a predicted model, not a curated record. Gene Ontology annotation, molecular function: transmembrane transporter activity. Gene Ontology annotation, biological process: transmembrane transport. The coding region runs from base 1 to 1506 and encodes 501 amino acids. The transcript is spliced from 3 exons. Lineage: Eukaryota; Fungi; Ascomycota; Sordariomycetes; Ophiostomatales; Ophiostomataceae.